This is a messenger RNA of Aureobasidium namibiae CBS 147.97, 657 nucleotides long. RefSeq lists its product as uncharacterized. The transcript is spliced from 2 exons. The coding region runs from base 1 to 657 and encodes 218 amino acids. The record is from RefSeq and is a predicted model, not a curated record. Lineage: Eukaryota; Fungi; Ascomycota; Dothideomycetes; Dothideales; Saccotheciaceae.
AUGUCGGCGGAAAAGGAGGCUGCUCUCAACACGGCCGUCCCGACUCCCACCAUCAUCGACGAGCCCACGACAGCAGCAGCCCCAGCCUCAACUCGCCUACCGCCCAAUGAUCGUCUAAGCAUAGCCUUCAACUACCGCCUUCCGCUCACCACACUCCUCGCAUCCUUCGCCGGCUUUGGUCUGGGUCUCACUCAUGGCGGCCAACUAUCUGGUCUCCGCUUUCGCGCCGAAAACGCUCAUCGUUUGCCCACCUCACAAGUAGGCUGGUACCUCUACCACAAGUCAAAGAAUUACAACAUCAUGCUUGGUGGUAUCAAGGAGGGUUUCCGCAUGGGUGCUCGUCUGUCGUUCUGGACCGCCAUCUUUUUCGUCUUUGAGGAGGCCGUUGACAGAUUCAGAGGUGCUAGAGAUUUCAUGAGCUCCGUCAUUGCUGCUAUGGGCACUGCUGGCGGCUUCAGCGCCUGGAACCGUUUCCCUAUCCAGACUGCCGCGAGGACUGCCACUAUUGGUUUGAAGUUUGGUCUUGCCUUUGGUCUCUUGCAGGAUGCUCUCAGCGUCGCUAGGGGUCGCCGCGUCGGCUAUGUCGACUUCGUCCGACGACGCUUUUUGGGUGCCAGAGAAGAAUCGCAACAGAAGGUCUUGGCCUCGCCCAUUUGA